CUGGCAGUUCACGUUUCAUUACCCUUGGGGAUUUAUGUGUUUGUUUUUUUUUUCUUUGAAAGGAUUUAUAAUUGCAUAGUGAUAUAUAAAGUCGGCUUAACCAACAAGUUACUUUUCUUUUUCCUUUGUUUCUGAUAUUGCUGUUCCUGGAUACCAUUGCGUCAUGGGAGGACUCAAAGAGGAUCUGGCAUACGACCCUCCAUGCCAUCCACGGGCGUGCGCAAUUCAAAGCUGUUUAACGAAGAACUCAUACCAGGAGGAAAAGUGCCAAUCUCAGAUAAAUGCCCUGUAUGAAUGCUGUAACGCCUUCUACCAAGCUCAAGGGGAGGAUGCGAAGACACCGAGUUGCCCCAAGCCCAGUCUGCUCAAGCUGAGGAUGAAACAACGCGGUCAAAACUGAGAAAGUUUUUGCUCUUUUCCCUUGCAUGGAUGCUUCUUGUCCAUGGUAACAAGACCUGUACAUAUUACUGUCCAUAUAUGAACUACGAGCUGCUAAGCCUGGGCCAAACAUAAAGUACCCCAGAGAGGAAUAGAAAUAAAGUUGUACGAAGCGAUGUGACAAUCCCUUUGCAAUCUCAGCCCUCAUGCGUCAGGAGGUUCUAGACUAGUUAUAAGAAUUGCCAUAAUUCCUCUAAGACAAUCUUGAGCACGCAAAGAGGCCGAUUGACCUGAACGAAGAUUGAAGCGCUCGUUCC
Molecule: messenger RNA, 695 nt
Organism: Aspergillus pseudonomiae
Lineage: Eukaryota; Fungi; Ascomycota; Eurotiomycetes; Eurotiales; Aspergillaceae
Exons: 4
Coding region: 164-400 (78 amino acids)
Cellular component (GO): mitochondrial intermembrane space
Source: RefSeq, a predicted model, not a curated record